Molecule: messenger RNA, 1645 nt
Organism: Mesocricetus auratus (golden hamster)
Lineage: Eukaryota; Metazoa; Chordata; Mammalia; Rodentia; Cricetidae
Gene: Rem1
Product: RRAD and GEM like GTPase 1
Exons: 5
Coding region: 309-1202 (297 amino acids)
Biological process (GO): negative regulation of high voltage-gated calcium channel activity
Cellular component (GO): plasma membrane
Molecular function (GO): calcium channel regulator activity; GTP binding; GTPase activity
Source: RefSeq, a predicted model, not a curated record
GUUCUGGACCGGGCGGGACCGGCCCGAAGGGCUGUGUGCGGAGGCCGGGGAUUGGCGCAGUACCCCACAGCUGGAGCAGCAGGGACUCGGAGCCUCCGCGCGUCAAGGUGGACCCCGGUGAACCCGGGCCUGAAACCAGCAACCCGCAUCACCAAGGAGCUGAAGAGCCUCCCCGCAACUGAACCAGAGAGGACUCUGGAGGGAGUCAGUGCCACAGCUUAGCAACACCCAAAGAAGAAGGGACUCGGGCCACGGACUUACUGCGCAGCCCCCUUCUUUUGGAAGGAGGGAAGGAGCCAGGGAAGAGGAUGACGCUUAACACCCAGCAGGAAGCGAAGACCACCCUGCGCCGUCGAGCCAGCACUCCACUACCCCUGUCGUCCCGGGGCCACCAGCCUGGCCGCCUGUGCACAGCGCCCCCUACUCAAACCCACCAUCCCCGACUGGGUCAGUCAGCCUCCCUCAACCCUCCCAUUCGAAAGCCCUCUCCAGCCCAGGAUGGGUGGUCCUCUGAAUCCAGCGACUCUGAAUGCUCUUGGGAGGCCCUCUACCGAGUGGUGCUGCUUGGAGACCCCGGCGUUGGGAAGACCAGCCUGGCCAGCCUCUUCGCAGGGAAGCAAGAGCGAGACAUUCAUGAACAGCUGGGAGAUGUGUACGAGAGAACACUAUCAGUGGAUGGAGAGGACACCACCCUGGUCGUCAUGGACACCUGGGAGGCCGAAAAACUGGAUGAAAGCUGGAGCCAGGAGUCGUGCCUGCGGGCGGGCAGCGCCUACAUCAUCGUGUACUCCAUCGCAGAUCGCAGCAGCUUCGAGAGCGCUUCAGAGCUCCGGAUCCAGCUGAGGCGCACGCAUCGGGCCGACCACGUGCCCAUCAUCCUGGUGGGAAACAAGGCAGACCUGGCCCGCUGCCGGGAGGUCUCCAUAGAAGAGGGCCGCGCCUGUGCAGUGGUGUUCGACUGCAAGUUCAUCGAGACUUCAGCCACUCUGCAGCACAAUGUGACGGAGCUUUUUGAGGGCGUGGUGCGCCAACUGCGCUUGCGCCGCCAGGACAGCAUGGCCCGGGAGGCGACAUCACCGCGACGUCGGGCCAGCCUGGGCCAGCGCGCCCGCCGCUUCCUGGCACGCCUGACAGCUCGCAGCACACAACGCCGGGCACUCAAGGCCCGCUCCAAGUCCUGCCACAACCUGGCUGUGCUCUGAAGCCAGCACCUCUCUGGGGUGAUGGGACACUGUGGUGCCACCGAGGGCUAGACCUCUGUGUGUCGCCUGGAGUGGUGGACCUUGCCUGUUGUCAAGAUGGCCAGAGAGCUUCAACAGGAACCAAGGCUUUGAGGACCCUUCCUUCCUGGGGAAGUGAUGGGUGCACCAUGGGGCUAUAAACCCAAGCCGGGCACAAGUAGGGUUUUAUUUUGUUUUGUUUUUUACAGGGUGGGUGUCUUUUUGUAAAACUCUUUCUUGUCCCUGGGCUAUGACGAGCUCUCAGAACGUUCCACAAUAAGCCAGUCCAGGAUGCACGGACCUCACUCCCUGGGCUCCUCUAGGCAUCUCCACCUCCUCUCCAAACAUCCAACUUGACUGUAGACUGGUUUGGCCUGCUGGCCUUGAUGUCUUGGACAAUCAAUAAAGUCAGUGAAUUCGUUAUA